This is a messenger RNA of Lodderomyces parapsilosis, 2511 nucleotides long. RefSeq names its product tRNase Z. Gene Ontology annotation, cellular component: mitochondrion. Gene Ontology annotation, molecular function: 3'-tRNA processing endoribonuclease activity. Lineage: Eukaryota; Fungi; Ascomycota; Pichiomycetes; Serinales; Debaryomycetaceae. Bases 1 to 2511 code for a protein of 836 amino acids. The record is from RefSeq and is a predicted model, not a curated record. Gene Ontology annotation, biological process: mitochondrial tRNA 3'-end processing. The transcript has a single exon.
AUGUUUAAAUUCACCACUAUUGCUCAUAUAAAUAAUGAUACUACAAGACCAUUGGUUGCAUUAACUACUCGGCAGGGCAAUAGAUAUUUGUUUGGUAAAAUACCCGAAGGUGCACAACGUGUGAUCAAUGCCGUUGGAUCUGAAGUUAGAUUCCCCAAGUUGCAAAGUAUAUUCCUAACAGGGACAAUUUUUACAUGGAGCGAUAUUGGUGGAUUACCAGGCUUGUUCCUAACCAUUAGUGAUGCUACCAAAAAGGGGAUUAGAGUUGUUGGCGAGUGUAAUUUGUUGUCAUAUAUUGUUGCCACUUGGAGACAGUUUGUGUUUCGUUUGGGAAUCGAUUUGGAGAUUAUUAAUGUUGAUCAGAACCCCGUGAUUUCCAACGAGGAGAUUGUUGUUAAAUCGAUCAAAAUAGCGCCAAAGAAUUCAGCGAAGUCUGAUGUCCCAGUAGUAACUAAAGCUGAUAAAGUAUUAACUCAGAUACGAAAAUUGGCAUCACUCAUGUUUCCAUUAGACACCGGCGAAGUCAAUAGUCGUAACCCCGAGUCAUACAAAUCCGACCCGUCACUGAAGGAUAUUCACACUCAUGUUCAAUUACCAGAAGCUUCCAAAUUGAUUACUCAACAAGACUCCAUAUCAUAUUGCAUUGAAUUUGUACCAAUUCCAGGAAAGUUUGAUGCUAAAAAGGCAAAAGAGUUGGGUUUGAAACCAGGUCCAGUUUUCAAAGAAUUGGUGGCUGGUAAAUCAGCAGUCAAUGAGGCUGGAGAAACGAUAUUGCCUAGUCAGGUAGUUGGCCCUGAUCGCAUCUUGCCUAAGGUUUUAAUCAUUGAUAUACCAAGUGAAGCGUAUUACGAGCCGACAGUGACUAGCUAUCAGUUGCAGGAAAUAGAAAAUGUUGGUCUUGUGUAUCAUUUCAUUGGCGAUGAUGUCAAGUUUGACAUGCAAGAUUAUCAGCAACUGUUUCUUGAUAAAUUUCCCGCCACUACCAAACACCUCAUUAGUCACAAAUCAAUUACGAACAACAUAAUUGUAAAUGAGAAAUUUGCCUCGGGCCACUUAAAGUUGAAACUGAUUUUACCUGACAAUUUUCAAUUGAUGAAUCUGGAUCCGUUCAGGCCAUUAUCUGGUAGUGAUAAAGUGGGUCGUUUACAUGCCUUACAAUGUAUGGGUGUUGAUGAUACAGGAGUUCAUGGUGACAAUACAAAUGUAUUGCGGAGUUCGAAUUUGUCAUUAUAUGACGAGAUGACACACCUGAGUGAUAUAGCACCACCGUUUGAAACUUUACAAACAAGAUUCAACUUAUUGAAAGACAGUGCAGCUGAUUUGAAAGAUUUGGUGCACGUUAGUACCCUCGGUACUGGAUCUGCUCUCCCUAGCAUAUCGCGCAAUGUUCUCUCCAAUCUCAUCCGAAUCCCAUAUCAACACAGAGACGGCUCAAUUACAUAUCGAUCAAUCAUCUUAGAUGCUGGUGAAAACACCAUUGGUAGCAUGUUGCGUAAUUUCGGCCAUAAAGAUGAAUCCGACUUGAAACAAAUAUACAGUGAAUUGACUUUGAUUCACUUAUCCCACCUACAUGCUGAUCAUCACUUAGGUAUGAUUUCAAUAAUCAACAAAUGGUUUGAAUUGAAUAGUGGAAGCGAUAAAAAAUUGUAUUUGAUAAUUCCUUGGCAGUUUAUAACCUUUGUUAACGACUGGUACAGCUUAGAAACGCAGUAUAAUCACGCUGUUGAUUUGACCCGGUUGCAAAUGUUUAGUUGUGAGGAUUUUUUAAAAGAAGGAAGGUUGCCUGAGUACCAAAAGCUCACUAUUGAUGAAUUUGAACAAGCCUAUGAUUGUGGAGACAGACAUCGUUCCAUAAAUAAGGCCCCGUUACAACCAGUCGACAACGAUGCUAUUGCUCAGAUGUACGAAGCCAUUGGUCUUGUGUCUAUCUCGACUGUACGCGCUUUACAUUGUGCUUGGGCUUACUCAUCAACAUUCAAGUUCAUUCUUGAUUCCAACCGUGACCAACAUUUCACAAUCUCCUUUUCCGGUGACACGCGACCCAACCCAAAAUUCUGCUCCAUUGGUCAUAAAUCCGAUUUACUAAUCCAUGAAGCUUCAUUAGACUCAUUUUGGAUUGAUGAGGCAAUUGCCAAAAAGCAUACUGCUAUGAUUGAAGCUGUCGGUGUGUGUCAAUUGAUGCAGUGUCCUAAGCUACUUUUGACUCAUUUUAGUACUCGUUAUGGCAUGAGUAAUAACUGUGUGCCGAAAUCAGACUUGAGCGAAGAAGCAAAAGAGUUGGAGCUGCAAUUAAUUGAAAAGAAAGUUUUUGAUAUUUUCCGAAAUGUUAAUGUUGAUCAAUUGGCCAAUAUAGAUAUUGUUUUUGCGUACGAUUUGAUGAAUAUCAGAUAUGGUGAUUUCAAUACCCAGGAGGAGAAAUGGUCAUUACUUCAGAAUAUGUUUGAAGUUAAUUCUAAAAAGAGGAAACUCAAUGAAGAAGAGAAAGAUGACGAGAUUAUAGAUACAUUGUAA